This is a messenger RNA of Paramacrobiotus metropolitanus, 2830 nucleotides long. RefSeq names its product phosphatidylcholine:ceramide cholinephosphotransferase 2-like. The coding region runs from base 1142 to 2362 and encodes 406 amino acids. Gene Ontology annotation, molecular function: sphingomyelin synthase activity; ceramide cholinephosphotransferase activity. The transcript has 6 exons. Gene Ontology annotation, biological process: sphingomyelin biosynthetic process; ceramide biosynthetic process. Lineage: Eukaryota; Metazoa; Tardigrada; Eutardigrada; Parachela; Macrobiotidae. The record is from RefSeq and is a predicted model, not a curated record. Gene Ontology annotation, cellular component: Golgi membrane; endoplasmic reticulum membrane.
ACAGAAAAUCGGAUGUCAGCUAAUAGUGCGUGUGAGCUGGUAUUGAUUUAAUUUUCUUUACGCAUAUUGUAAUCCGAAAUUGUUUGCUCUUGGCGAGUUUUGAGGACUGCGCAUCGGAAAUUCUAGUUAAGCUGUCGUGAUAUUACACAUUGCGGUACGGCUGAAAGCUGAUUGUAAGGGAGCGGUAUUCCGAUAAGUGGAUUCUGAAGAUUUCAUAAAGUGCAGAAGAUGCCUGACUGGAUGGAUGUUGAUGCGACAUCCCGUAUCCUAGCAUCUACCUGUAACAAACAAGUGUCAUUCAAAGCUGUAUUCCCCUUGAGCGUACUUCAUACUCCCAGUUCUGGUUUUGUGCCCUUCUCGUAUAUAAACUGCAUCUUCGUGGUUUGUCGUUGACUGAUGACUUCAGUACGCGCGCCGUUAUGAUCAUGUACGGAAAACUAAAAUCUGCAAAUUUCUUUUUUGGGCUCACGUUUAAACUACGGUGUUACAAGUUUUGGAUCUGAUUUAUAUAAUAUGCAAUGUCUUGGUUUAUUAAGGAUAAUUACAUUUUGGUAAACAUCUUUACGCCGAUAACCUUUGCGUGAGCGACAUGUCCGCAUAUGUAUUGAUUUUUUAUCAAUGGGUUCCUGUGCGUUUUGGAAAAAUAAAUUUUGUGAAUUAUACACAACACUGUGUUUUGAAUUUUUAAUUGUUUGGAAGUCACAGAGUCUGCAGUACACGUAAAAGCCAUUAUGGUUAAAUUUAAUCAAUUAUUAUCAAAGCAUCUAAUCUGUACUGCGGCGGAAAUCCGUUCUCUGCACCGCUCCCGCUGCGGUUGGACAAUCUGUUGACAAUGGACUUCGCUGUGUUUAUUGAUCUUUUCUAUUUCCGACAGACACACAAUCGACUACUGUUCGUCUGACAUUCCCAUUAAAAAUUCGUGCUCUACGAUGCGGACUGUUAUAAAUUCUGAAGUUUAGUGUUUUAGCGAUAUCUCGAUAGAAGUAUAUCUUAUCGAUGCAGGGAAGAUGUACGACUAUCAGCUGUGAUAUGAUAAAUGCACUGUAUCGAGGGACCUCUGUACUGGCCAAGGAACCGACAUAGUAUUAAAAGCACGACCACCAGCGCGCACAUGACGCCAGCUCCCCUGACAUAUUAAUAUAUGUUAAUCCUAUUCCUGUUUACAACGAUAUCCAUUCGGGAGCGCAUUCGUCAGCUGAAGAAGCACCUGCCAGGCCGAAUGCAGUCCGGUCUGCUGACGGCGCCCGAUGGCGAUGGGCCCAACGACAUCUCCACCUCGCCAAGCCCCGUCAAUGUUCCACCUCCGACGGGCGGGGAAUUCCGACCGCUCCUACGCCAUCCGGGCAACGGCUACUCCUCCCUGGACAAUAUUCAGUCAGUGGAUGUGCGUCAUGAUGCGGGGGUCCCCACGGAAACCCGCAUCAACGUGGAGACGCCGCCCCCCUCGCCGUUAGCGGAGGGGGGCACAGCGUCGCCACUCCCGCUGGCGGACGGCGGCGAUGGGCCGUUUGAAGUAAAGUUUGUGGAUGAACGCCUGAAGACGCUGAUCGCCUUCCUUUUUAUGGCCUGCUGUAUGGUGUGCACGACGACGGCGCUGGCCAUCGUCCAUGAUCGACUGCCCGAUGUGCCGCCCUUACCGGAUCUCGUCUUCGACUGGGUGCCGCAGUGGGAUCUCGGACUGCCGAUAUCGGAGUAUUUGCUGAUUGCUUCCAUGUGGACGGCCAUAUUUUUGAUGAUUUUUCACCGAUACAGAUGGAUCGUUUAUCGACGACUGUUUAUGAUAGUGGGGCUGCUGUACUUGGGUCGGAGUGUUACAAUGCUGGUGACGGCCCUUCCGGUUGCUAAUACCGAUUAUUACUGCUCGCCAAAGAUGAACCAUACAUCCGUACUAGUAAUUUUGGAAAGGAUUGGCAUGCUACUUAGCGGAUUGGGAUUGUCUGUCAAUGGGCGACAUAUCUACUGUGGAGAUUACAUCUACAGUGGGCACACAUGCGUCUUGGUCCUCUCCGCACUGGUCGUCACAGAAUAUGCUCCUCGCAAAUUUUUGCCCCUCAUGGUGGGAGUGUAUUUGAUGGCCAUGACCGGAAUUGUGAUGGUAUCCAUUUCUCGCGGUCACUACACUGUCGACAUUAUUUUGGCUUAUUACAUAACUACCAGGACAUUCUGGAUGUAUCAUACAAUCAUCUGCCACGUCGAAUUGAAGAAAUCUGGUUCUACAAACUUUUUGUCGCGAGUAUGGUGGUUUCGAAUACUGCAGUAUUUUGAGGCAAAUGUUCCGGAAGGGCGUCUCCCUAAACAUUUUAGUUGGCCGUUGCCAUUUCCGGCGCGCUGGCAAGAACAUCGCUGGGACUACACAGAAUGACUGCAUUUGCGCUUGCCCUUUGAUUUGUAUUAUUUUGAAUGAUUUUUGGAAGCAGCUGCCAUGAUUUUGGUCUCCUUGUAAUAGAGCCUGGCAAAAUACUUUUAUUUAACCAGUGCUACGGAACUGGCUGCAGCAAUAGAUGUGGCAUUCCGUCCGUUUUUGUGCUGCGUUUCCAGUAUUAACGGUGUGAAUCUUCUCUUUGGUCACUAAUUUUCUGUUUUCCAGCGUGUGAACUACUGAAUUUUAUUUCUGUUAACUGUCACACAUUUUAAGUUGCCCUCUGGUUUGCUGUGCUAGUCUUUCACUGAGUUUGUAAUUUAAUUUUAUGCAGUCUGCUGUGCGGAGAUUAUUGUGUUUUACAAAUUACUUUUAUUUUGUCGGUUGCUCCUGUUGCCGCUGAAUGUAACAAGCGCUUGUGUUGCGCUGUUUCUAUUUUUGUAUCGUCCGGUAACAGUAUGAAACGGUGAA